GUAGAUAGAUUAUCCAAAAACUCCAAACCUCACAUUAUAAAAUGACUCCUUCACAUACACCGUACCUCAUCUCACUCAUUCUCCCUCUCUUCAAUAAUUCAAACAAAUAUAUUAAUUCUCAUCUUACUCUAAAACUCUCUUAUCUCUUCAAUGGAGUUUUCUUCCUUAUACUAUAUCUUCUUCCUUUUUUCAUCUUUCUCUCUCUUCUCUUAUUACUUAUUAACUAAUAAAUUCAUGAACCUUAACCCUUGGUGUAAAUGUGAAAUUUGCCAAUCUUUUAUAACCUCAAGUUGGAGAGAAAAGUUCACAAAUCUCCCAGAUUGGUAUGCUCAUCUUUUACAAAACUCCCCUACAAAUACUAUCCACAUUCACACCUUAAACAACACCGUUAUUGCACACCCUAAGAACGUAGAACACAUUCUACGUACUAACUUCGAUAAUUAUCCUAAGGGAAAGCCCAUGUCUACCAUCCUCGGCGACUUACUCGGCCGCGGCAUAUUCAUUGUCGAUGGAGAUCACUGGCGCUUCCAAAGAAAGCUUGCUAGCCUCGAGCUCGGCUCGGUCUCAGUACGAGCUUACGCUCACGAGGUUCUUAACAAAGAAAUCGAGGCUAAGCUCGUACCGGCCUUAUUGAAGGUACCAUCAUCUCCACAACCACCAUCAUCAGUUAUUGACUUGCAAGUAGAAUUCAGGAAAUUCUCCUUUGUUAACAUUUGCAAGUUUUCAUUUGGGGUCGACCCGACGGGCCUAGACGGGCUUGCGGAGGCCUUCGACGUGGCUUCUAAGUUAUCUUCUGAGCGGGCCUUAAGCCCGUCUUGGAUCACUUGGCGGGCCAAGAGACUUUUCAACGUUGGGUCUGAAAAGAGGCUUAAGGGUGCGAUCUCUAAAGUCAACGCCUUAGCUGAGAAUAUCAUGCAAGAGAGGAGGAAGAUUGGAUUCACUACUAAGAUGGAUUUGUUGUCACGAUUUAUGGGGAGUGUGUCGGAUGACAAAUAUUUAAGAGACAUUGUCGUCAGUUUUCUCUUGGCGGGCCGAGAUACGGUGGCGUCGGGCCUUACGAUGUUUUUCUACCUAAUGGCCCGAAACCCGAUUGCCGAGGCCCGGAUCAUAGAGGAGAGUAACCGGGCCAUGGGCCCGCAACAUUCGUCUAAUUCUAGCAUUAAUUUUCCUACCUUGGAGGAACUAAGGAAAAUGCACUACCUUCAAGCGGCUAUAUACGAGACUUUAAGGUUGUACCCACCUGUCCAAAUAGACUCCAAGUUUGCUAUAAACGACGACGUUUUACCCGAUGGGACCUUUGUAAAGAAGGGUACUCGGGUUUCGUACCACCCGUACUCGAUGGGCCGAAUGGAGUCUAUAUGGGGCCCGGAUUGCUUGGAAUUCAAGCCCGAAAGAUGGUUAAACGACGAUGGGGUUUUCAGCCCGGUAAGCCCGUAUAAGUACCCGGUGUUUCAAGCCGGGGUUAGAGUGUGUUUAGGAAAAGAUAUGAGCAUGUUAAGUAUGAAAGUGGUCGCUCUUAUUCUGGUAAGACGGUUUCAUAUAAGAUUGGCGGAUUUAAAUUGGACUCCACAUUUUGUCCCUGGUCUCACUGCCACCCUUAAAGAUGGCUUGCCGGUUGUGGUCACCGAACGUCUUGUUUAAGGAGACAAUUUUAAUCAAUGAUUAAUCCUAAUUAAUCAUACACUCGUUUGAGGAUCUUGAUUCGAAGGCCUAAAUGCGCGGGGAGUAAUUUGUUUAAUCAUUAUACGUACGCACUAAUUGCAUAGCACAUGCAAUUGAUUAGUGAGGUAAGUGUUUACGUAUUAACACAUGUUACUUCAUGUAAUCAUGUUAGCACUUAGCACAAGUAUAUGUUAAUUAGCUAGGACGGUCCAAAAUUUUUAUAAUGUUGUCUUGAGAAAACAUGGUUGAGGAAGAGGGAGGAUUAUGGAUCAAUAAUACAUUUUUUAAAUGUUGUAGUACUAGGCUAGUAAUAUUUAUAGAUUAUGUACAUAAUUAAGAUCAAAUAUAAUAAAGGUUUAUGUAAUGAGUAAAGAAACAUAUUAUGCGGUUUUUUUUACUGAUAAAGAAAAGUAUUGAAGUUAAUUUCUUUAGCUUCUUAACCCUAAUGUUUCUAGUUAUAUACAUCUUGUAAGAAUUCCAAUCUCAUACAAAAAGAUAAUUUUAGAAUGUAUUGAGGAGUGUAUCUUGUACUUGUUAUAUUUUAAUAAAAUUACAAUUUCGGAAUUUGUGUUAUUAU
Messenger RNA from Beta vulgaris subsp. vulgaris (sugar beet), 2239 nucleotides. RefSeq names its product cytochrome P450 94C1. Gene Ontology annotation, molecular function: heme binding; oxidoreductase activity, acting on paired donors, with incorporation or reduction of molecular oxygen; iron ion binding. The coding region runs from base 151 to 1641 and encodes 496 amino acids. NCBI's taxonomy places the organism in Eukaryota, Viridiplantae, Streptophyta, Magnoliopsida, Caryophyllales, Amaranthaceae. The record is from RefSeq and is a predicted model, not a curated record. The transcript has a single exon.